This is a messenger RNA of Pungitius pungitius (ninespine stickleback), 4308 nucleotides long. RefSeq names its product ubiquitin specific peptidase 28 (gene usp28). Gene Ontology annotation, biological process: protein deubiquitination; DNA damage checkpoint signaling; regulation of protein stability. Gene Ontology annotation, cellular component: nucleus; cytosol. The transcript is spliced from 26 exons. Gene Ontology annotation, molecular function: protein binding; cysteine-type deubiquitinase activity. NCBI's taxonomy places the organism in Eukaryota, Metazoa, Chordata, Actinopteri, Perciformes, Gasterosteidae. The record is from RefSeq and is a predicted model, not a curated record. The coding region runs from base 169 to 3825 and encodes 1218 amino acids.
CGCGCGCGGCGGGUUCCUCCUCGUUCUCCGCGUUUGGACAGAUGGAGCAGGUCGGACUCAACCCCGGACCCAGAACCAGACCCGGACCAGGACCGAGGGCUCAAAGCUUGUGGUGAAAAACAGGAAGAAAGUCACGUAUUUGCACCCCCCCCAGUUUUUUUGUCCGCCAUGAGAGGUGAACAGACUGAAGAUGGAGAGAACUCAGCGACGUCGAGCGAGAUCCUCAUCGACCAGCUGAGGGAGAUCACUGGCAUCCAGGACCCCCAGAUUCUCAACAGAGCUCUGAAUGCCAGCCAGGGGGACAUUGGAAAUGCUGUGGGACUGCUGACCACCCAGUCCGCAGUGGUCCAGGAUCCUGGAGAAAGCCAGGAGCCGGGGCCGCCUGCGGAGGCCUGGGAGGGACAGAAAGCACCUCCAAAAGACGAACUGCAGACGGCCAUAGAGCUCAGCCUGCAGGAGUCCCACAAGGCCCAGGAAGAGGAGAGAGAAUUUAACAGGGCUCUGGAGGCCAGUGCGGAGGAGAAUGCAGCGAGGAUGAAGAGGAAGAGAUGUCAAGCCCAGGGCGAGAUGUGCAGCCCGGCAGACUGGAUCCGCCAGGACGACUGGCCCGUGGGCAUCCGCAACGUCGGCAACACCUGCUGGUUCAGCGCCGUCAUCCAGUCGCUGUUCCACCUGCCCGUGUUCAGGAGGCUGGUCCUCAGCUAUCACCUGUCUGAGCGCAUACUGGAGAAGUGUAAGAGCCACUCUGACAAGAGGAACAUAGCCUUCAUGCAGGAGCUGCGCUGUCUAUUUGCUCUCAUGGUGGGCUCCACCCGCAGGUUUGUGGAUCCUUCUGCUGCGGUGGAGCUGCUGCGAGACGCCUUCAGGACCAACGAGGCCCAACAGGAUGUCAGUGAGUUUUCCCACAAACUGCUCGACUGGCUGGAGGAUGCGUUUCAGCUGGCUGCCAACGACAAAGUGGAAGACAAACAGAAGAACCCCAUGGUGCAGCUUUUCUAUGGCACCUUUGUGACGGAGAGAAGACACGAGGGUAAGACGUUGUGUAACAUCGAGCAGUUCGGCCAGUACCCGCUGCAGGUCAACGGCUUCAACAACCUGGACGAGUGCCUGGAAGGAGCUAUGGUCGAGAGAGAGAUCGAGUCUCUGCAUUCGGAGCACAGCGUCACACCCGGCCGGGAGAGAUGGUUCAAAAAGUUACCGCCAGUCUUGACAUUUGAAUUGUCUCGAUUUGAAUUCAACACCCAGCUCGGGCGUCCCGAAAAGAUACACAAGAAACUGGAGUUCUCACAAAUCAUAUACAUGGACCGAUAUCUUCACAAAAACAUAGGACAGGCCCAUGAGAGGAGAGGAGAAGUGAAAAAACUCAAGGAGCAACUAGCAGCCCUUCAACAGAAACUCGAGUGCUACAAGAACUAUGGCUCUGGACCUGCCAAGUAUCCUCUGGCUGACAUGCUGCAGUUUGUGCUGGAGUUCUCCACCACCAAGCCCACGAGUGUUUCGCCCGCUGAAGAUCUGCGACCGGCCUCUCCGACUCCUGCAAGCCACCCCCUGAGUGACCUCGUCUGCAAAGACAACAGUGAACAGGAAGACGCAGAUCCCUUGGAGGGUGCGGUUUCCAGUUGUCAGCGGACCCCCAUAUACAAGCCCUUCACGCAGUGCAGACCCCCGGUGGACUGCCCGCCGCACCCGGCCCCCCACAGCGCCACCGAGGAAGAGCUGCACUUUGUCAAGACCUGCCUGCAGCGCUGGAGGACAGAGGUGGAGAACGACAUCAACGAGCUGAAGGCCAGUAUUGACAGGCUCACUCAGAUGCUGGAGGGCAUGUACGCCGACAACUGUCUCUGCCAGGCACCCUACAGACUCCACGCCGUGCUGGUCCACGAAGGCCAGGCGUCAGCAGGCCAUUACUGGGCCUACAUUUACGACCACGCCAACCAGCGCUGGAUGAAGUACAACGACAUAAGCAUCACCGAGUCAUCGUGGGAGGAGCUGGAGCGAGACUCUUUUGGAGGAAUGACCAACGCAAGUGCCUACUGCCUGAUGUACAUUGAUGACAGGCUACCCCACCUCAUUGCAGAGGACACAGACGAUGAGACAGGCCAGGUGCUGCAUGGCAUGGACUCCCUGCCGUCCGUCCUCAGGCGCUACGUCCACGAAGACAACCGCUGGUUCCAGCAGGAGCUCAGUGAAUGGGAGGAGCAGUUCUGCCAGACCGCCGCGACCCCCCAGGGGGAGCGCACGGCCUCUGCGGAGCCCCCGGAACUCGCACACCAAGCGGCGGUCGAGCCGGCGCCCCAGUCGGGCCCCACCGACGGGGAGCUGGACCGGGGAGCUUCUUCGGGGCCCGAACCGGACGCGGAGGCGGCGAAAGACCCGGAGCCCGAUGCCACAGAGAAGCCCAGAGUCUCCCUCCUAGAUGAAUCCGAGGCAGCGGCCCCUCCUCGACCACGGAGCCCCGGCUGCCAGCCAGGCGGCGCCGACGGCGCGGCUGGCGCUGACGCCCCGGAGCCCGCCCGGAGCCCCCCCCCGGCCGAGAGAGAGCCCCAGUGUCAGGUGGGCAAGUUCCGCUCUGCCCCUUGUGGAAUGUGGACUUCUGGCCCUGAAGCGGAGCUCAGCAACCCGGCACCAUCUGACCUCCAUGCGAAGGAGGACAACACGCAGGCAGCGGGCCUUGGGCCUCAAGCUGAAAGCAAGCCAGAGGCUUCCAGAGAGGCCACUGAACAUGAAGCAAAGGAGGAGGAGGAGGAGGAGGAGCAGCAGCAGGAGGAGGAGCAGGAAGAGUCGGCUGUGCCGGCCAGACAGCGACAGACAGAGAACGAGGUCUCAGAGGUGGAGAUCCCCAACGUGGGCAGGAUCAUGGUCAGAGCGGACGCUGAUGGGUACAAUGAAGAGAUGAUGCUGACUCCAGCUAUGCAGGGCGUCAUUCUAGCCAUAGCCAAGGCCAGACACAUAUUCGAUAAGGAAGGCCCUGAGGCUGGCCUCAUCAAGGCCUUUCACGAGGAGUACUCACGUUUGUACGAGCUCUCCCAGGAGGAGACCACGCCGCCGGAGGAUGCUCGUCUGCAGCACGCGCUGGUCUACUUCUUCCAGAACAAGGCACCCAAUCGCAUUAUCGAGAGGACGCUUUUGGAGCAGUUUACCGACCGCAACCUGAGCUUCGAUGAAAGGGCCAUCAGCAUCAUGAGGGAAGCCCGAACCAAGCUGCGCCUCAUCAGGCCAGAGGACAUGGAUAUGGAUGAGUACUUGCAGUGGCAAGAUGACUACAGGCUCUUCAGAACGGUGUUCGUGUACCUGCUGACUGGACUGGAGCACUACCAGCAUGGGAAGAUGCGAGAGGCGCUGAUCUUUUUGGCUCACGCGUACGAGACCAACGUCUCCCUGCUGAAGAACGGAGAGAAGCGGGGCGUGGACAAGACUCUUAUUGCUGUGUACAGGAGGAAAUGCCUCAUUGCGUUGAAUGAACGCGCAUCUCAGCUGUUUUGCAGCGGCGAGGAGACCAACGUGGCGGAGGGCACCGCCAUCAUGGACGAGGCCGUCAUCCCUUGCCUUCACCUGAUGGGCCGUGAGGCUGCUUUGUCCCGGGAGGACCGGGACGCCACGGAGAGCAUCCGCAGCCACUGGUGCCGCUGCCUGGGCCAGGGCAUGGACGACUCGCUGCAGGUGAAGCUGGGGGAGUUCCUGCCCCGGGUCCUGGACGGCUCAGCUGAGACGGUGGUCCUUAAAGACCCCCCCAAAGUCCACGUCAACCAGGCCCACGACCUGUGCAGUCGCCUGGCUGCCGUCAUGGAGUCCAUCCACAGCACCUCGGUAGUCAGCGUUAAGUAAAGUUAAAUAAAGCCCAUAAACAGGGGUUUUUGAAGAAAAACAAUAGAUUGGUACUGCGCAGUAACAAAUGCUUUUUUAACUAUAUGUUUGAUAUUUCUCUGGAAAUUGUAAGUGAUGUUAGAAAGAGACAUGUGGGCCAUAUUAAGGUCAGGGUGUUCUGUACGGCUUUUAGUGCACUCUGUGCACUCGUAACUGUCAGCCUGUGGAAACUCUUGUUUAAGUCAGUCAGUGCCCUCUUGUGCAGCACUUUGUUUAACAGAUGUGCCUUUGUAAGCCUUGUAAACCCUCCAAAAGGAAAGACACGGGACGUGAGAUGAAAUCCUUUUUUAUUUUUCUGGUGUCGCAGAUACAAUGCGGUGUCACCAAUGAAUCCUUCGAAUCAGGUUUUUUAAGCCAGCAACACGGAGCCGCUUCUGGCUGCUGAUUCCACGCCGCCUCUCUCACUCAGACUCUGUGAUGAUACUCAAUAAAUGUUUGAAAUAC